Suillus clintonianus is the source of this 770-nucleotide messenger RNA. RefSeq lists its product as uncharacterized. The transcript has 2 exons. The coding region runs from base 136 to 696 and encodes 186 amino acids. The record is from RefSeq and is a predicted model, not a curated record. NCBI's taxonomy places the organism in Eukaryota, Fungi, Basidiomycota, Agaricomycetes, Boletales, Suillaceae.
UCUCCUUCCCAACGUUACAACAGAAUGUCCAGUCUUUACUCACGUCGCUGGAUAAGGUCAAGGAAGAAAUCAGUCUGCUAAAGCAGAUUCGCAUACCCUCCGAUAACGACCAGUUUGUGACAAUCAUGCAGGUGAAUGUUGAUUAUUCUCAAAGGAGCUCGCGGUUUGAUGCCCGAGAAACGUCAGCCAUUUUCUCUUGAAGUAGCGCAAAGCGUCGACGCGCUUGAUAAGAUGGCUGUCCUCGUUGGAACAGACUUACGAGCUCUCUUCUCUUACUAUGGUGAAGACCUGGAUUCGCCAGAGGGACCAAAGCCAGACGACUUCUUUGGGAUGAUUUGCUCCUUUUCAUCAUCUUUACAGAAAGCCGCUUUGGAAAUACACGAUAAGGCACAGAAGAAGGCCCCUGACUUAGCUCAGGGGAAGAUGACGUCUACAACACGAACUAACUCCGAAGAGGUAAGAGGACCCACGUCAUCCAGCUCUGCAUUUCCGCGGUUCAUCGCCACACAGACCGUCAAGGCACAAAGUGAUCACUCACACAACCUCACUGUCGGCACCCACGAACGUUCGGCAUCUAUUGGUCGUGGUGACCUCGAUGAAGCCAUCCGCACUUUACGAGAAGGUCGUCGGAAAUCUCGAGCUACUCCCAAGGCAAGCAAGAUAUUCCUUGAUGGACGACUUGACCAAGCAUCGUAAUGGCAACGUUGGCAAGAGCUCCACAUUUGAUUCCGCGCUGGGCUUGGAUCGAUCAUGAAUGAUAGACACAGGAA